CCACUUGGGUGCGAAUUUACAAAUUGGAAUUACAAUUAUAGGGGAAUUAGGGAACGCUAUACCUUAUCUUAUGGACAGUAUGGAUAGUGUGACCCUGGUAGCUUGCACAGGAUAGGAGAAAAUGGCUAAUUCAGGGAAGCAUGCAAAUAGUCCCUCCAAAUUUCUUCUACCAAUUGCUGUUCCAUUCAUCUCAAGGAUCCCAACAUCGUCACCAACACCAACACCAACACCAGUACUUUCAAUGAAAAAAGCUGUGGAAGGAUGUCAACAUUUUCUAAAUUUGAUAGAAUCUGCAUUGAUUGAAUGCAGGCAAACCAUUAACAGAACAGUGAACAGCUUAACAUCGAACAAUCCACUUGUCGAAAGGCUCAUAUGUCUCUCCAAUCAAUACAAAAAUAUCUUCCAGGCACACCCAUUUAGAACCCAUUUGCAAAGAAUGAGGCAAACAGAUUCUCUCUCGUCAUAUAAUUUUGCAGCUAUAUUGCCUGGUGACUCAGUGGCGGAAAUGGUGGUGACAAAUGGGCUUUCUAAUUUUCUCAACAUCUAUAACACUCUACUGAUAACAAGGCUGGUCUUAACCUGGUUUCCUAAUUCUCCACCAGCAAUUGUGAACCCCUUAAGCACACUUUGUGACCCAUAUCUGAAUAUCUUCAGAGGUGUUAUUCCUCCUCUUGGUGGACUGGACUUGUCUCCAAUUCUUGCAUUCUUUUUGCUAAAUGCUUUGACCAAUGCGGCUGCAGCUCUUCCAGCUGAGUUGCCCAAGGGCAUGGAAAGCACGCAGGAGUUAGCCUCAAUACCUAUUCAAUCUUCCAGUGUCACUGCAAAACAGAAGUUGUGGUUGAAAAGGCAAUGCAGUUCCUCUGAUGUUCAAAGGAAAGAUGGUCAUAGUAAGUAAAUUGUGGGCAUUGGAAAAUUGUUAGAGCAGUUGAGCACUAGAGAGAGGAUUUAAUUGUUCUAAUACAUUCAUUAUGUGAAUUUGAGUUUCGGAAUUAGUGCCGUUAUGGCUUUUGUUCAUAUGCAGAAUCAAUGGUUUGUUACAUCAAGCUUACCAUUUUGUCUCUGCCUGUUCCCCAUGAUAUUGAAAUUGAAAUUGAAAUUGAAACUGUGUAACCAUUUAGUUGGUUCAAAAAAAUAAUUUAUUCUAGUAGUUCAAUUUUCUCA
Messenger RNA from Cryptomeria japonica (Japanese cedar), 1161 nucleotides. RefSeq names its product ylmG homolog protein 2, chloroplastic. The transcript has 3 exons. NCBI's taxonomy places the organism in Eukaryota, Viridiplantae, Streptophyta, Pinopsida, Cupressales, Cupressaceae. Bases 122 to 895 code for a protein of 257 amino acids. Gene Ontology annotation, cellular component: membrane. Gene Ontology annotation, biological process: chloroplast fission. The record is from RefSeq and is a predicted model, not a curated record.